UCUGGUUUGUCGACUUAUUUCAAAGGGUUCGCCGAAGGGUGGCAGCACAAUAACGACGGAGGGGUGGAGGCUCGCGAAUCAACGCCGAGGGUCGCUGCUACGUGAUUUGCGGGAGAUGGCCGGACUGGUAUACCGCGAGAGCAGCCAGACACUCGGCAGUGUAGCAGUGAGGCCGUGACGGUGCGCGUCGUGGUCGGCGAAAUCAACGGACAAGUGAGCUUUGCGAGUUUACAGUGUAGAUAACGCAUAGCGGAAUAAAGACGAUAAAAAUGGCGUAGUCGUCUCGCUGACUGGCGCAAUGUUGCGAUCGUCGUUAAUUCGCCUCAGUUCGAAUAGUACCGAUGAUAAUAUCGAUAACAAUUGCGACCGCGAAAGAGCGCUAAAAAAAGUGGCUGUUGAUAAACGGUACAUUCUCCAAAGUGAAGUAAACGACGAAUAUUUGGCGCAUUAAAACGUGUGUUUGAAAGAGAGCUAAGGAGGAACGAUUCCUGGUCAAUAAUCAGACACCGUAGAAUACAGUGGAUACCUUGUGAAUUAUCAUAUUGUUGAGGUGUGUCGGUGAUAUUAUGUCUGCGCGGUGGUUGCGAGUAGUUAGUUUAAAUCGGAAUGGCUGUAAUUGUUUAUCAGAAUCGAUUGAGCCGAAGUAUCGUCAAAGUUUUAAGCAGGGAAUCGAAACCCUUGGAUGUUACACGAAGAUCGUCGUGAAAAAGAAGUGACAGAAUUAUGAAAUUGUGAUUAUUCAUCAAGCUCCGUUUGAUUGAAAAAUAUAUUAUUCUACAUACCUAGUUUUUAUACUUUUCACCACUGACAGAUAGACGACCUUGCAACAGGCAUAAGAUGGCGCUAGUUGUGUUUUGACAUACCAUCACGUUUCGUCAGCUGGAUUUUACAUACGUUUGUUGGGUUUAUUUAUUAUGAACAGAGAAUUCUACGUCCCUUGUGCACCGUACGCAUAUCCGCAAUGUAGCAGUGGAUCGACGGAGGGUGGUGUUAUAAGCGGAGGCGGUGGUAUGGACUGUCUGCCUCUUCGACCUGGACCAUUCCAUUACCUGAUAAGUGAACAGGCAAAGUCUUUGGUGGCCCUACAGGAGCUACAGAAUGAAGUCGGCGCCCUUCUCGAGUUCCGGGACCUCGUCAUCGAGACGUUCCCAAACCUCAGGCACAAGAUGGCCGCCUCGGCGUCCGCGUCUUCGGCGUCCGUGAUGUCCUCGACAACCAACAUUCCGCUACCCCUUACUAGCCCAUCGUCCCGACGUAUCGCCGAAUGGGAACCGGGCAGAGUCAGACGACGAAUACCCGCUAGGGAAGGAGAACCGUCAUCGUCGCUACCGAGAAGUCGGAGCAAUUCACAUAGCGGCGGCAAUAAACACAGUGCUACGGUACAGGACUCCGGUUUCAGUACGGAAACUUCUUCUAAGGAUAGCGCUUCAACGGCCAUACCGAGGCCAGCUAGUCCGCGCCCAAUCCUGGACGAAGCGGAGGAUGAACUUUGGAAUCUUCUUGACGUUAUCCACCGGCGAGGGACCCGGCUCAGGGAGGAAGUUGAGUGUCUUCAAGGUAGAUUGGAAAGCGCCGCACCGGAGGAACUUGGCUUAUCGACUGAUGUUCUUGAGGCUGUGAAAAAGGUCGCUAGACCAGAAGAAGCUAGGGCUGAAGAAGAGGAAAAAGUUCAGAUCUUAGAACUGAGAAGGGAGAGGGAACAUUUACUCGAUAAAGUCACCGAACUUGAAGCAGAGACUAUAUCGAGCCGCGUACGUGCUCAGGAAUUGCAAUCUGAGUUGGAGGCGUUAUCGGUAUUGAGAAAUGGUCUGGAAGAUCGACUCAGAGCUGAGAUAGACUCUAAAACGGAAAUAUACGCUCCCGGCGCUCAGAGAAUAGUUCCGCUUAGUCCACCGCCGAUAUCUUCGCCAAAGUCUCCCGGCAAUAUCAGAAGCAAUGUAUCGGCUUUUGCUUCCGUCGUUUCGAACAAAUCUCAUAAAAAUCGAUUCAGAACUAGAACUAUCGAGAAAAAUGUUCUCGCUAAUAUUGCCCAGCCAAUUAUCGGCAGUAAAGAGGGAAAAACCGAUAGUGAAAAUUACUCCGAAGCGGCAAGAGCCAGACUGGGGCAUUUAGAUUCUGUACUUAUUUCCCCAAAGGAUGUACGCAACGUGAAGAAUGUCGACUCGAAAAAAAUUGAGGCGAUAUUAAACGAAAAUUCAACACUGGAAUUACAGCGGCAUCUCAUCACCACUACCGUCCAUAAUCAGGUGUUGCAGGAGCGACUGAAUGAGGCUGACAAGACUUCGGGAUUGCUAACGGAACGUUUGGACAAAUCGCGAGAGGAAAACGACGACCUCCGAUUUCAGUUGGAGGAAAGAAAUAUUGAGUUGGAAGGCACGCGAGCUCGAGUGCGAGUUUUGGAGCGCCUCCAGCAUCGGCCACCGACAGAAAUGGAUCCGGGCGAAGGUGACAUUGAGUUGCCCCGAGGAAGCGAUCAGGGGUGCUUGGAGCCCGGUAGUAGCACUGAAUCCGCACGGGAUCACCACCAAGAAAUAAUACCUUCUCCUCGUCGCAGACCAAGUCGAAUCCCACUCCCCGGUUCGAAGCAAGCAGCUCCAAAACCACCCACCCACGGUCGUAACAACAGCAGAGAAUCGUUAAAAUCUCUGACGACGAGACAGCCACGUGAUUCUAGCCGGGAUAGUCUGGGCGGAAAGUCGUUUUCGAAAACAAGGGACUCGAGUCGCGAAUCGCUGAAUAAAAGUCUACCAAGAAAUUCGUCAACGCCUAUCGGAAAUGGAACUCUGAGUAAUAAUAAUAAAGAAGCUGGUAGCAAAGAUUCACUCAAUAAAUCGUUGCCCAGACAUAAUAAUAACUCGGGAAGAGAUUCUUUGAACAAAUCAUCGUCCCUUUCACGUGCCAGAGAACCAAGAGACUCUUUGGAGUCAAGUGGGAUUGGAGGGUCGCCGGGAACUCCUCCACGACGUCCUCCUGCACCUGCACGUCGUGCCCACAGUCUAGCUCGACCCUCCGUCGUUGAAUCUGACACAGGAAAGGGGUUCACUGAUCCUCCGAGUUCUUGGUGUUCAACAAGUGGCAGCUUUAGACAUAGCGAGUCAUCGAUGUAUCCAGAUUCCUUAAACCAAGAAACAUCAUCGGUAACUGGAUCUACUCGUAUUGAAUUCAUUUUGGGAUCACCAACAAGACGUUUUCAAACAAAUUCUGCGUGGCCACCGAGAUAUUUUGAUAGCAUUGACUCAGCUGCCCUGGUUGCUGAAAGUUUCUCAACAGAUGAGUUUCCUCUGCGACGCGGUGAAGCUCUGGCCGAAUGCGACUCUCUCGAGAGUCAUCCAAUUUCCAGCGACGCUUGAACGUUUAUUAACGUCAAAAGUCGCAUCACAGCAUUUAUAUUUAAAAAAAAAAAUUCGAUGACUUUUCACUGAUCUUAUGCUGGCGUAUUGAAGAACUUCGUUGUCAAUGAAUUAUCAUUAGAAUAAUUAAUCAUGGAAUCAUGUAAAAAACAUGCAAAUAAUUUUUAAUUCACCAGUAACCGUCCAAACAUUACGACUGCCGAAAUUCAAGGCAGUUAGUCUUACGUUAUAUCUGCAAUGAAAAUAGUUGAAAUCAAUUUAAUUAAAUCCCCACAAUGUCAAGAAUGGGUUUGCGACGCAAACCUCUUAUUACUUGCACUACUUUUGGUAGCUAAGAGAUUUCAAAACUGAACAUUGAGAGGAAAUAUUGUAUGCGAAAAAUUUUUGAAUCAAAAAAUGUUUUGAGAAUUAUUUAAUAGUAGUUUUUUCAAUUACUUUUCUUGGGUAUUGACAGUUCGUAGCAAAACAAAUAGCAGAUACUCUUUUUUUGCUAUUUUCGAUUACUUUUCAAUUCAAAACUCUCGAAAUAUUUUUUUCUAUCUAUGUAGUAUAUUAUCAUGAAAACCGAUCAUUCUGUCAGGCUGCCUGAUUCAUCUAUUCGUACAAUACUUAAAGAAAUAGGUGUUUUAAGUAUCUAUUGCUUAAGUUUUAUUUUAUGAUCCAGUCAGGUCUGAUUAUGAUCAUGGAAAUGAAUUUGUAGCUGCGGAGGUGAUUCAUUCCAUGUAGCAUAUUCAUGUUCAAUCAGAGGGACUACAAUGCUCUAUUCCAAGAUGCAUUUGAAUUUACUUCUUUUCAGUUCUAAUAAUCACUUGAUUUUUAUUUAUUAGGAUUUUUAAUUUAUUGCUGUAUUACUCACGGCUGAAAAAAAAACAUGAACUAUGUAUUGAGUGAUGUGAAAAUUUUCAGAUUUUGAAUCUUUUAUACUCGUUAUUCGACUUAUUUAAUAUGGGAGCGUUGGAGUGAUAUUUAUAAUCAACUUACAUAAUUCUAUACCAUAACGAUUUAAAUUACUAUACAUAUACUACACAGUUCCUUGCUUCAACCAAUUUUUUCAUAAUAAUGAUAACGAUAAUGAUAAUAAUAUUAAUAUUAAUAAUAACAAAAAUAAUAAUAUUAUUAAUAACAAUAAAAUUAUUAUCAAUAAAUAAUAUCCGAUAAACUUUAUGUUAUAGUCACAGAGUGAACCGUGAUCUAUUUAUAAAUAUGUAACAAACGUAGUUGUAAGCAAAAAAGUAAAGAGAAAAACCAACUAGGACUGAAUGACAUCACAUAUUAUAAUUGUAGUGCCUAAAAAAAAAAAUUUGCACGUUGUGGCAAACUAAAAUUGAACGAAUUAUAAUGAUAUAGUCUGCAUGUUUGCCCGUGCGUUUUUGUUUUACUGAAAAGAAGGCUGCAUUAUUGUAUGCAGGAAAAAUGCUCAUAAACCUGAAAUUGUGCAGCCAGUAAAACUCUGGUGCCCCUCCAAAGCUUCGGAGCUGCCCAAUGGAGGCUAUUAUUUUUAUAUUAUAAUUAUCAUUACUAGCACCAUAGUUGAAAAGAAAUGUCUUAGAUCUCUGCCUUGGCUAACAAUGAACGCAGGAUUCUUAUCGACGAUUAUGCUACUAUUGUUUGUAUUAUACUCUAUUUGAUUAAGAGAAACAACGUAUUAUUGUCGUAUUAUGAUUUAUGAUGACUAAUCAUGAUAUGUAUAUCAUUGUAUAUCGAUACACACCAUGUAAAUAGUUGAUAUAUCGUAAAAUAUUUAAAUGAUUCUUAAUGUAAAUGAAGUAAUAUGUAAUUAUAAAUUACGAGUACGUGACAAAGUUAAUAAAAUGAAAUUACGUAAAGUGAA
This is a messenger RNA of Athalia rosae (coleseed sawfly), 5181 nucleotides long. RefSeq lists its product as uncharacterized. Bases 915 to 3350 code for a protein of 811 amino acids. NCBI's taxonomy places the organism in Eukaryota, Metazoa, Arthropoda, Insecta, Hymenoptera, Athaliidae. The record is from RefSeq and is a predicted model, not a curated record. The transcript has 5 exons.